AUGGCAUGUUGUAUCUUCACGGCAUACUUUAUGAACCGCAUGAUCAAAGCUUGCGAAGUGCUGAACCUCAACCUCAUCGAGUCUCACUACAACAAAUUUCAUGAUGGACCAUCAGAUCUCGACCAAGAGACAGCAGGCUCCGAUGUCGUUGUCUCGAGGAUCUCAAUUGACGGCAUGACAUGUGCCGCCUGUACCACCGCCAUCGAAACAGCCAUUACCGCACUUAAAGGCGUUCAACGAGUGACAGUCUCGCUACCUCUCGGACGAGCCACUAUCGUCCAUCAUAGCAACCAACCCACGCAGCACGACCUAGUGGCCACCGCGGAAAAUGCCGGCUACCGAGCAAAGUCAGGCGAACCAACAGCAGCUGAAAAUCUUCAGAUGACCCAGCAGACCCUUCAACUCGCCAAGCUCAAAGCAGCGCUGAGCAGCGCCAUGACUCUUUCCUCAAUCGUCGCGAGUCUCGACUGGCUGGGCUCGAUCUCAUGUCUGCAAUCAUACCGCCACGUCUUUCAGACUGCAACGAUGAUUCUGGGCGUAUACAUCCAACUCAUCUCCGCGUCCUUCAUCCACAAAAGUGCGUUCUCAAAGACCCUCACUGCGCCAACAAUGGACACGCUCAUCAGCCUUUCCCUCCUGCUCGGUCUCGCCUUAUCUUUCUUCAACAUCUCUCUCUUCGGCCUCGACACCGCCCAAACGUAUUUCUCCUCAGGCUCCUUCCUCGCUCUCGUCAUUAUCGGCGGUCGUUACCUCGAUCAUCUCCUCCGCAGGCAAAGCGCCGCUAAUCUCUCAGGACUAUACAGACUACAAAUCGAAAGCAGCAUGGCCAGAGUCCGCGCUAGAGCCCCCUCCUUCAUUACCACCACAAGUUCAUCCUCAUCCACCACCUCAUACAGUCUAUCACAUCCCACACCAACAACUCUCAUCCCUUGCGCCCUGCUCCGUCCCUCUGACGAAAUCAUAAUCCCGCCCUCCACGAUCAUCCCUACCGACAGCUACAUCAUCUCCGGGCACAGCAUCAUCGACACCUCAACCAUGACCGGCGAGUCCCUCCCACGGAAAGUCGGACCAGGUGAUUUCCUCAUGUCUGGCACGAGGAACCUAAGCUAUGAGCUCGUGGCUGUAGUGGCGACCGAGCAAAGUCAGAGUGCGUUGGAGAUGCUAGUUGAGAGCAUUGCGGGGGCUACGGAGUCUUUGUCGCCAUCGAUCGAUAGCGACGCUACUACCGGCAGUCAGGAAGAUUAUCUGCUACAGAAUUUCGUCCCAUCGAUCCUUGCACUCACACUGCUCUCCUUCAUGGCCACGCUUUUCUUCUCACCGGCCCACCUCACUCUUCCCCUCAAGAUCAACAUCGCAGCAUCCAGAGCUAUUACGGUCCUCGCAUCAGCGUGUCCGUGCGCGUUGGGACUUGCUGCGCCGAGUGCGGUGAUGGCGGCGGUGGAUGUGGCGUUCAUGAGGGGAAUUAUUGUGAAGGAUGGAUUGGGGACUUUGAAGAAAGUGAGGGCAUUGGGGAGGGGAGGGAGGUUAGUGUGUGAUAAGACGGGGACGUUGACGCGAGGGGAGCUGACUGUGGUGAGAGUGGAAGGCGACGUCUCCGUGGGGAGCAUCGAGGAGAACACUGGCGCCGUUGCUGGUUCAGGCGUUGGCGUUGGGUCUGGAGUAGUGGAAGCUUGGCAAGCUCUGCUCAUUGCCGCGGCGGAGAAGGAAGAAGCUCGGCGCCAUCCGGUGGCGAAAGCGGUGUGGAAUUGGGCUUUCCAGAUGAUGGAUGAAAAUACGAGAGUGCUGCUGAGUGCUGUGGACGUGAAGGAAUAUAACAGUGAGCUUGGGAAGGGUGUUUCGUGUUCAGCUCGUAUCCCCAGGUUUCGCGUGGACGAAAAUGAGGGUGUGGCAGAGACCGGAGGUGGAAACCGAGCUGCUGAGCGUGACAUGUGGCAUACCAUCCACAUCGGCACCGCCACUUUCCUCGCCGAGCAUGGCAUACCCCUUCCAAACUUCCCAUCAAGAUCUACCUCCCAUAUUGCCCAUCGAGCAACAGUGGACGAGGCAACAACAGUCCACAUUUCCCUCGAUCUCACACAUCUCACGACCUUGACCCUCCAGGACACGCUCCGUGAUAACGCCGCCAGCGUUAUCUCAACACUAAAAGCCCGCUACGGCAUGGAGAUCACAAUGUUGACAGGUGAUGUCUCCGCUGAAGCCAAGAGGGUGUCAAGGGAAUUGGGAAUUGAGGUAUUGAGCUCGAGGGCGUUGCCGGGUGAGAAGGCGGACAUGGUGAGGAAGUUGAAAGGUACGCAAGGGAAAGGCCGAGAGGUCAGUGAGGGCAAUACCACAGGCAAGCCAAGGGAUAGACCAAUGGUGGCGAUGCUAGGCGACGGUCUCAACGACGCUGCCGCUCUCGCUGCCGCUGACAUUGGCAUUUACCUCUCGCCUGACCUCGUCAACACUACUGCCAACGGCGGAUCAAUUCAGGACUCAACCUCCACCAUCACGCUGACUUCACCCAACCUCUCCCGCCUCAUCGAUCUGCUCAUCAUAGCCCAGAAAACAGUCAACGCAGCGAGAUACAUGCGGUUGUGGGCCGUGUGGUAUAAUGUUGUGACGGUCGCGUUGGCCUUGGGGCUCGGUGAGCGGUGGGGCGUGAGAAUUGAUGCGAAUGUGGCGGGCAUGAUGAUGGCGGGGAGUAGUGUUGUGGUCGUGGGCAGCGCGCUGCAGUUCUUCCUCGUCUACCCAGUCCCCUAUUCCGACAAGGUCAUUCCAGUCGGCACGCCUGUCGCCGCCCACGCUAUCAUCGAGGUCGACCUGAGCACAAGUCGAGUGUGUCGUGCCAUCGCAAGCUAUCGACCAACGUGA
This is a messenger RNA of Cyphellophora attinorum, 2850 nucleotides long. Its product is annotated as putative copper-transporting ATPase PacS. Gene Ontology annotation, biological process: copper ion homeostasis. Lineage: Eukaryota; Fungi; Ascomycota; Eurotiomycetes; Chaetothyriales; Cyphellophoraceae. The record is from RefSeq and is a predicted model, not a curated record. Gene Ontology annotation, cellular component: membrane. The transcript is spliced from 2 exons. Bases 1 to 2850 code for a protein of 949 amino acids. Gene Ontology annotation, molecular function: P-type divalent copper transporter activity; nucleotide binding; copper ion binding.